This is a messenger RNA of Sporothrix brasiliensis 5110, 1086 nucleotides long. Its product is annotated as 3'(2'), 5'-bisphosphate nucleotidase. The coding region runs from base 1 to 1086 and encodes 361 amino acids. NCBI's taxonomy places the organism in Eukaryota, Fungi, Ascomycota, Sordariomycetes, Ophiostomatales, Ophiostomataceae. The record is from RefSeq and is a predicted model, not a curated record. The transcript has a single exon. Gene Ontology annotation, biological process: phosphatidylinositol phosphate biosynthetic process; sulfate assimilation. Gene Ontology annotation, molecular function: 3'(2'),5'-bisphosphate nucleotidase activity.
AUGGCGAGCCAGGAGUACGUCAGAGAGCUGCAGGUGGCCCAGUUAGCCGUCCAGCGGGCUGCCAUCCUCACCAAGCGCGUGUUCCACGAAAAGGCCAAGGGCACCGUUUCCAAGGACGACAAGUCGCCCGUCACCAUUGGCGACUUUGGCGCCCAGGCCCUCAUCAUCUCCGCCCUGCGCUACCAGUUCCCCACCGACGAGAUCGUGGCCGAGGAGGAGGCCGACCAGCUGCGCGCCGACGCCAACCUGCGGGACACCAUCUGGAGCUUUGUGCAGAACAGCCGGCUCGACGAUCCUGCCGCUGAGGACGUGCUGGGCGGCCCCAUUCCCUCCGUGGACACCAUGCUCGACGUGCUCGACCAGGGCAAGAGCAAGGGCGGCUCCGUGGGCCGCAUCUGGACCAUCGACCCCAUUGACGGCACCAAGGGCUUCUUGCGCGGUGGCCAGUACGCCGUCUGCGUCGGCCUGAUUGUCGACGGCGACGUCAAGGUCGGCGUGCUGGGCUGCCCCAACCUGCCGACCGACGACGCCACCAAGCUGACCGUCGACGUCGGCGCCAACCAAUCCGACGAGGGCAGCAACGUCGGCGUGCUCUUCUCGGCCGUCAAGGGCGACGGCGCCUACAGCCGCCCCCUGACGACGGGCAACGUGCUGGCGGGCCGUGCCAUCCACAUGAACGCGCUGUCCACCAAGCAGGACCUGCUGCAAGCGUCGUUUUGCGAGAGCGUCGAGGCCGGCCACUCCAACCAGGACGAGUCGGCGCAGAUCACGCGCAUCCUGGGCAUCACAAAGCCGAGCGUGCGCAUGGACUCGCAGGCCAAGUACGGCUCGAUUGCGCGCGGCGCCGGCGACAUUUACCUGCGCCUGCCCGUGUCCGCGACCUACCAGGAAAAGAUCUGGGACCACGCGGCGGGCGACCUGAUUGUGCGCGAGGCUGGUGGCCAGGUCACGGACACGCUGGGCCGCCGGCUCAACUUUGGCCACGGCCGCACGCUGGCCGAGAAUAAGGGUGUCGUGGCAGCGCCGGCGGCGAUCCACGACAGGGUGCUCAGUGUCGUACAGACGGUCCUCAAGAUUUCGCCGUAG